AUGCACUAAAAUAAAAACAAUUUUAAGCCUGUUUUACCAAAAUUAAAAAUUCCAAACUAAUCUAAAUAAUUACUAAGUUCUCCUUAGAGAUCAAAAUUUAAUGAUGAAAGAAAAUUAGAAACAAUUGUCGAAAAACGGAAUUUUUAAAAGUAAUUGAUUGAUUUAGUUACUACUUUACAAGAUGAUGCUUAGUAAAGUAUAAUGAAUUCUGAUUUUUCAAGAAAUGAUCUCUUAAAACAUUAUAAAUAAUUACCAUCAAAACCUACAUUACUAUUUGAGAAAGCAUUAAAAGGUCUUCAUCCUUUAUAGUAAAGUGAAUAUAGAGGUAAGGAAUUAAAGAAAUUGGAAAAGAAGGUUUAAGUUAUUAAUGAAAGAAAUCCAUUAUAGGAGUCUUGGAAAUCACCAUUUUUAUCAUAACCUAGAUUAUAUAAAUCUUCUAGAACUGAUAAUGACACUUUGUCAUAAGAAAUAGAAUAAAAUGCAUAAAAUGUAGUGUUGAUAAAUGAAAAUUUAAAAGGUUUUGGUCCAAGAUUAAGAACAUAUUUGGAUUAUGAUAAAAAUACUAGAUUUGAGAGAUAAAAAGGGAAUCCUAAAUAUUUAUAUAGAGAAAAUUUAGUGAGAUUGAUAAAAAAUAAUACAACAAAAGAAUUGGAUUUAGUUAAGGAAUGGAAUAUAUUAAUAAAUUAUGAUAAAUUAGUUGUUUAUGCUGGUUUCCAAAGACCAGAAGUUAGACUAUAAUAAUUUGGUACAAUCUCAUCCAUUAGCCAUUAUUAAAGUAUUUAAGAUUUCCAUAAGAAGUAACUUAAAUAAACAAACAAUUAACCUACUCCAAAUUCAUAGAUAUCCCCUUAAUUUUUAAUUAAAAAUUCAAGAUAAAGUAAUUCAAGUGAACCAAUAGAUUUUGGUAAAUCUAAUUAGAUGGUAUUGGAUGUAUCAGAAGUUGAGAAGAUUUAGGAUGAUAUUUCAAUUAAAAAGGAUACAUUUUUAACAUAUUGUUAAGUAUUUUGGGAUUUAAUAAGAAAGGAGGAUGAAAUUGUAGAAAGAGUUGUAUGGGCAUUUUGUAAAAAUGAUUUAAUGACAUUCACUUCUUUUAAACAUUUUUAUAAAUUGAUUGUAUUUUAGGAAGGUACAUUUGAAGAAUAUAUAAAAUUAACAUUUGAUUUUUUUAUGGGAUCAGAAAGAAAUGAAAUUCCAUUUACAGAGAUUUAAGGUUUGUUAAGAUUAUUGGCUUAGAGAAUAGAUGGAAAAGAUCAUAUUUUAAGUGAUCAAAUAUUAAUGGAUAUUGUAAGUUAAAUACAUAGACCAUAAGUAAUCUCUAAAGAAACCUUGUAGUAAUUAAUCUUUGAAGAUAAGAUCCCUCCAACAGUGAUAGUAAAAAUGAUGUAUGAGUAAGCAUGA
This is a messenger RNA of Paramecium pentaurelia, 1398 nucleotides long. NCBI's taxonomy places the organism in Eukaryota, Ciliophora, Oligohymenophorea, Peniculida, Parameciidae. The record is from the annotation of a GenBank genome assembly.